Molecule: messenger RNA, 141 nt
Organism: Racocetra persica
Lineage: Eukaryota; Fungi; Glomeromycota; Glomeromycetes; Diversisporales; Gigasporaceae
Source: the annotation of a GenBank genome assembly
CCCUUUUAUAAAUAUAUUAUACCUGAUUUUAUUGGAAUUGAUGAAUAUUUUGAAGAUAAUAGUAAUGUAGAACCUGAUGAUUCUGAAGAAUCAGAAGGGUUUGAUGAGAUUGAAGAUAUGUUGAAAAGGGUUAGAAAAAAG